UGGAGACACCAUCGAAGGAAAGCUACAGAGCAAAAUCUGUACAUUAAACAGAGACAAAACUAAAAGGAAAAUGCUUACGCUAAACCCCGGAGCCUCUCUUAUUCAAUCCUUCAACAGUGUUCUCCCUGAAUUUCCUUUCCAUUUCAAAGCUCUCCUGCCAUUUUCAGCCGUUAAAUUCGUCGUAAGGAGCCAUUAUGCUUCACCCAAGGCUUCGUUUUUGGUGGUUAAAGCUAAAAGAAGCCAAGAUAUAAGUUCCCAGAGUUUCGAUAUAGAGAUAGAAGACGAAGAUGAUGAAGAAUACGAGGCACGGAGUAGUGGAUUAAGAGGGAGAGAAGAGGAGAAGAAUUAUGAUAAAGACCCUGAAUUUGCUGAGAUUCUUGGGAGUUGUCUUGAUGACCCAGAAAAAGCUCGGUCAAAAAUGGAAGACAGAUUGAGGAAGAAAAGGAACAAAAUUUUGCACACAAAGACUGGUUCUGGGACACCCAUGAAAGUAACUUUCAACAAGUUUGAUUUCUCAAACUCGUACAUUUGGUUUGAAUUCUACAAUGCUCCAUUGGAAAAAGAUAUCUCCUUAAUUUGUGAUACAAUUCGUUCAUGGCACAUCAUUGGGCGGCUUGGUGGUUGCAAUUCCAUGAAUAUGCAAUUAUCGCAAUCUCCUUUAGAGAAAAAACCAAGUUAUGAUCCUAUUCAAGGAGCAAAUGUGAAUCCGACUACAUUUUACAACAUUGGGGAUCUUGAGGUUCAAGACAACUUGGCAAGAAUAUGGGUGGAUAUCGGGACCAGUGAACCAUUGAUUCUGGAUGUUUUGAUAAACGCUUUCACACAAAUAAGCUCCGACUACGUCGGGAUUAAGCAAUUGGUUUUUGGUGGAUCUGAACUGGAGACCUGGAAGGAGAACUUGACAAGUGAAGAGGCAGGCUAUAGUGUUCACAAAAUUUAGCAUCAAACCAUUUUUGGCUCAUUAUAAACGGCUGAAGGGUCCGAAGAUAGUAUCGACCAAGUCCGAGAUUUUGUAUCAUGACAGGGUGCAAUCCUUCUAGCACCUCCUUUGUACUGGUAGCUAAGACUGUUUUUGUGCAGAUAAAAUAACUUAAC
This is a messenger RNA of Hibiscus syriacus, 1095 nucleotides long. RefSeq lists its product as uncharacterized. NCBI's taxonomy places the organism in Eukaryota, Viridiplantae, Streptophyta, Magnoliopsida, Malvales, Malvaceae. The record is from RefSeq and is a predicted model, not a curated record. Bases 71 to 940 code for a protein of 289 amino acids. The transcript has 7 exons.